Symbiodinium sp. CCMP2592 is the source of this 531-nucleotide messenger RNA. Lineage: Eukaryota; Dinophyceae; Suessiales; Symbiodiniaceae. The record is from the annotation of a GenBank genome assembly.
AUGGAUGAUGAGCCAGAGGUGACCCAAGAGGGUGAUGUGGGAGGCAGCGGCGGUCGGGCCCCUCGCCCACGUGGUCCGGUCACGGGAGGUUGGGGUUUCGAUGACGACACUGGAGGACCGCGGAUGAGCGCAGAGCCUCCAUCACCUCAGCGUGGCCAUAAGGGCCAUUUUGAGGAGGACGACGAUGCAGUUCCAACAAUUCCAGAUCUUGAAGAGGAAGCAGAGGAAGACAUCACGCGACAAGUUGCAGCACCUCCGAUUGCGGCUCCCUCGUUGGCCGCUCCUGUCAGGACGGUCCGUGAGCUGGAUGGUGCACUGAUCAGCCGCGGCACGCAGCUGCCGACAACCCCUGAAGAGGGCGUCGACCUUGCCCCGUUGAUGCAGUGCCUGUGCUCAGAUCGCCAGGUGUUUGAACAGGACAGUACCUGGGACCAUGAGCUGAUCUUCCAAGAAGUCGCCAGCGCCAUUAAUCAGGACUUGCUGACGGUGGAGGAGGGUGACGUGGAAGAAAGUGAAACUCUGGGCCGCUGA